AUGUUUCCACUCUUGUGCGGAUUGCUGUGUCUGUGUGCGCUGGUUUGCGGUCAACCAGCGCGCGGUCAGGCGGCGGACGAUGGGAAGCGGUAUAUCUGCCGGGCGAUCCCCCUCAGCGGUGACGCCAGCUGCCCGGUGACCCUGUUACCGGAGCUGAACGCCGGCAGCCAGGAAGAGGAGCUCAGAAACACUGUCAUGCAGUUACGAGAGACAAUUCUACAGCAGAAAGAAACCAUUUCCAAACAGAUCGGCACCAUAAACGAGCUGACUACCAAGCUGUCCCUGUGCGCAUCAGCCACCGACGAGGGGAAGUACGAAAAGGGAGCCUCCUGGGGCAAGGAGAAGCAGAACACGAUGGGGGAUGUCCCCAGAGAUCCGAAUGACACUAUCGACAGUCUGGGGAAAACCAUGCAGGGGCUCAAGGACCGGCUGGAAAACCUGGAGCAACAGCAGCUGCGGGCCAACAUAUCGGGCGCAGCGUUCCCCAGUGAGCUGCGUGACCUGCUGCAGCGUCGCCUCGGGGAGCUGGAGAAGCAACUCUUGAAGAAAGUCAACAACCUGGAGGAGGAGAAGAGCAUGCUGUCCAACGCCACAGCUGCCUACAGGCUGAAGACAGAGAGCACACUCAACGCCCUGGUGGAGAGGAUCAGUGAGCUGGAGAAAGGAGGAGGAGACUUCAAGUCCCCAGAGCAAUUCAAGUUGUCCCUCCCCCAGAGGACCAACUACCUGUACGGUCGCAUCACCAAGAGCCUGCCAGAGAUGUAUGCCUUUACACUCUGCAUGUGGAUCAAGUCCAGCGCCAGUCCUGGCAUUGGGACGCCUUUCUCUUACGGCGUGCCGGGACAAGCCAAUGAGAUCGUGCUGAUCGAGUGGGGCAAUAACCCCAUCGAGCUGCUCAUCAAUGACAAGGUGGCCCAGCUGCCUCUGGAGGUCCGUGAUGGAAGAUGGCACCACAUCUGCAUCUCCUGGACCACACGGGACGGCCAAUGGGACGCUUACCAAGACGGAGAGAAGCUGGGAACCGGAGACAACCUGGCAGCUUGGCACCCCAUCAAACCUGGGGGAGUCAUCAUCCUGGGGCAGGAGCAGGACGUGGUGGGUGGGCGCUUUGACGCUGGUCAGGCCUUCGUGGGCGAGCUGAGUCAGGUGAAUAUUUGGGACCGCGUCUUGAAGCCGGUGGAGAUCCAGUCGAUGGCGAACUGCAGCUCCUACAUCCCCGGGAACGUCAUCUCCUGGCUCGCAACCAACGUGGAAGUUUUUGGGAGGGGAGCGUUCAAGCGGCCCCUGGAGAUGUGUCAGGAAAGACUGCCCAACGCUUAA
This is a messenger RNA of Plectropomus leopardus (leopard coralgrouper), 1320 nucleotides long. Its product is annotated as neuronal pentraxin-2. The record is from RefSeq and is a predicted model, not a curated record. NCBI's taxonomy places the organism in Eukaryota, Metazoa, Chordata, Actinopteri, Perciformes, Serranidae.